AUGGCAUAUAUACUCUAUACAACCGUCUUCAUUUUCCUUGUUAUCUCCACUGUCGCCUUUGUAACCCGCGAUCGCUGGUCUCCAUACAUCCCCGAACAUUACCUCGAGCGUCUCCCCCGAUUUAUGUACACGCCCUAUCAUGCACUUCCCCAUUCCUUCGAAAACGACAUCGAAUCUGGUUUGACCUCUUCCAACUUCAAUCUCUCUCAAAAUCUCCUAGAUUCGGAUCCACGAAAUGGACUUUCAGAUAAUGGAAAAAGAGAAAUUCAGUCAAUCAUGAAGAAAAAGAAGGUUAACUUUGAUGAAGCGAGGAGACUGUGGAUGCAGGAAACUUUCAAGAGAGAAAAUAUUGGACCGGAUGGGAAGCCGAGGGAUCCAAAGUUUGUGAGCUUUUCAUGA
Molecule: messenger RNA, 399 nt
Organism: Botrytis fragariae
Lineage: Eukaryota; Fungi; Ascomycota; Leotiomycetes; Helotiales; Sclerotiniaceae
Product: putative protein precursor protein
Exons: 2
Coding region: 1-399 (132 amino acids)
Source: RefSeq, a predicted model, not a curated record